GUGAAAUCUGUUUAUUGGUUGCAAUAAGCGAAUGGGAGAUUUUAUUUUCAUUGUUUAUAACCAAUUGAAUUAUUUGGGGAAACGGAAAUAGAUUGUUCAUUAUGUUCAUACAUGGUAUCAUAAUUUAUACUACGUUAGAGUUCUUUCUAAGGCAGUCUUACUUUUAGUAAAAACUUUCCAGUUUUGCUGAUUGGUUAAUUUGCUAUAAAAUUAGGUCAAUGGGAUCUUGUGUGAAGUCAAAUUAGAAGAGUAGAAGAAAGGAUUUGAUUUUCUUCCUGUUUAUCUCAUUAUUCAAGUCAUCGUAUUUUAUUGUUUGAUGCAUACGGUACGAUGAUAAGUGAUCUGUAAAUGGUGUUAUAAUAAAUAUCUCUGUGGUAUCUAACAAGACUGAUUAUACUGAUUAGAAUGAAGACUGCAUCCCGUAUUGCUGAUCGUAAUUCUCAAUCUGAUAGAUUCAGCAUGGCUGAACGACUUGGUUUAGGUCCUGAAGUUCGAGAAUUGAAAUUAGGGCCUUCUUUUACUAAUAAUAAGUCAACAGCAUUCCAUACGCUUAAAUAUGAUUUUAAGCCAGCAAGUGUAGAUGUGUCUAAAAUGGCAAGAGUAGAUGUUGGAACAAAUAAUACGAUGAUGGUUACCGUUCCACAUUUAGACGGAGCAGGUAUUCCUCAUACAGUGUUCAAAGGCUCUCAAAGGCCUCACCAUAAAGAUUGUGUUCUUAUUAUUGAUAGAAAAACAGGAGAAAUAACUUUAGAAAAAUUAUCUGCCAAUAUUCAAGUUAAAAAAACUCGAACAGAACCAAAGUCUCAAUUGCAUUUGGGAACUUCUACCACAAAUAAUAGUAGUACUAGUAGUAGUAGUAUUAAUAAUAAUAAUAGACCUAUUACACCUGUGGAAACUAAGAAAAGUCCUACGCAUAACAAGCUUAUUAAUAAGUCAAGAGUUGUGAAUCGUAAGAAGAAGGAUCGUGUCACGCAAUUGCAUCCAAAGCAAAGCAGUCCUCGAAUAUCACCGUAUCAUAGAAAAAGUCCACCAAAUCCAACAUCUGAUAGUUUGUCAAUGCAAUCAUCGACAACGCAGUCAACUUUGGCUAGCCUUCCAAUGAUUAGUUCAGAAAAUGAUGAUUUUCUUAUGAUGCCACCAAUGCCACCAAUGCCACCGUCAGCAGUGCCAUCAAUGCCACCGUCAGCAGUGCCAUCAAUGCCACCAAUGCCACCAAUGCCACCUCUUAGCGAUUCAAGUUCAGGAAGUUCAAGUUCAGAUAGUUCAGAUAGUGAUUCUGAUACUGGAAAUGCUCCUGUAUCAACAGUGACUAAUGGUCAUCCUAAUAAUACAACUUUAUCACCAACUUCACUAAUGCCAAAUAAUUUAUUAAAUGAGGAUUUACAGCUGUCAGAAUCAGAAUCUGACAGUGAUUAAUAAAGAUUUCUUAAGAUCUUAGAAACGAUUAAAAUGUGGUCUUAAUGGAAAAUAUAUAUAUAUAUAUGAGAAUUAUACAUUUGUGAGAUUACUUAUUAUGGUGUAUUUUCUAAUCAAUAGAUAUAUUUAUAAAAAAAAAAGCGAUUGAAGAAUGUAAUCCUAUAAAUAUAAUAGAAUAACAUGCGAAUUUAGAUAUUUAAUCUU
Polistes canadensis is the source of this 1620-nucleotide messenger RNA. RefSeq names its product ell-associated factor Eaf (gene Eaf). Bases 406 to 1416 code for a protein of 336 amino acids. The transcript is spliced from 7 exons. The record is from RefSeq and is a predicted model, not a curated record. NCBI's taxonomy places the organism in Eukaryota, Metazoa, Arthropoda, Insecta, Hymenoptera, Vespidae. Gene Ontology annotation, biological process: positive regulation of DNA-templated transcription; regulation of transcription elongation by RNA polymerase II. Gene Ontology annotation, cellular component: super elongation complex. Gene Ontology annotation, molecular function: transcription elongation factor activity.